AAGGACGUAUGGCAGUAGGCGGACACGGGGCAUCCCGCCGGUCCCAGGCUGCAAGGCGCUGAGUUUAAAGAGUCCCGCUUGGAGUCCAGCCGUGGAAACAGCCCGGUACUGAUUUUGAUCCGGAUCAGCGGUGAUCGGAACCGGAGCAGAUGUCUCAAGAGAGCAGGCCCCUGCAGGAGCUGCCCUGUGUGAGUGUGCAGGGCUCCAUGUGGCCCCAGACUCUCCGGAGCAGCAAGCGCAAGGCGCACGGGUGUCCCGGGGAGGGCCUGGGCACGGAGAGCACCCCCUCCGAGCUCAUCCAACAGUGGUCACCGCUCCACAAGCACCAGCGAGUCUGCAAGGGCAAGGAGAAUGAGGGCAGCCAGUUUGUGUUGGCCAGGCGGUCCAGGAGGAGGAAGGAGGCCCUAUCAGGCCUGUCGUGGGACCAUCUGCCAGAUGAGCUGCUUCUUAGGAUACUUUUCUACCUCCCACUGCAGGACCUCCUCAGGAUGGCUGUGGUUUGCAAGCGCUGGCAUCGUUUGGUGUUUGACGAGUCCCUGUGGCACAGCGUGGACCUGGAGGGGCUGGCCCACAUCGGUCCUGCACUGGAGCAGCUGCUGACCGCCGGGGUACAAAGGCUGCGCUGCCCUCGCUCCUUCAUUGAAGAGCUACAGUUUACAGACACAAGUGCGGUGCGUGUUGUUCAGAUGGACCUGUCCAGCUGCACCAUCACCCCUUCGACGCUGGAGAACAUCGUGUGUCGCUGCAGGAUGCUGGAGUGUCUGAGCCUGGAGGGCCUGCAGCUCUCAGAUCACAUCAUCCACUCCCUCGCUAAGAAUCCCAACAUGUUGCAGCUGAACCUGAGCGGCUGCUCGGGCUUCUCUGCCAGCCCUCUUGGCGAGAUGUUCAGAUCCUUCUCCAGGAUGGAGCAGCUGAACAUAUCGUGGUGUGACUUCAGUAGCGAUCAUGUGAAGGAGGUCAGCAGUAAUCUACACUCCAGUGUUACCCACCUCAACUUCAGUGGUUACAGACAGAACCUCACUUUAGAAGAUGUGAAGGUGCUGGUGGCGCGAUGCCCCAAUAUUGAAAUUCUGGAUUUAAGUGACAGCGCUCUCCUGAUGGCUGAUAGUUUCCCCGUCCUCGCACAACUGAAAAAUCUUCUGCACCUAUCCUUGAGUCGCUGCUACCAGAUUCACCCAGCUGCCCUCGCCGACUUCAGUGAGAAGUUCCCUGCCUUGCGGGUGCUGGAUGUUUUCGGGCUCGUGCAGGAAAGCCACGUGCGCUCGCUGAAAAAAGGAAUGCCUCACAUGUCCAUCAACUCGAGGCCCUUCUCCACCGUUGCCCGUCCCACGCCUGCGCCAUGCGACCGGCUAGUGUACAGCGAAUGCGCCAUGUGGAACGGGAGGUGCCGAUUGAGAUUCAAGUUGUAGUCACGAUCAUGCCUUCGUCAAGUUGCAGUUUUAACAUCAGUUAGUUUCGAUUACAGUUUUCUAGUACAUGUCUUUCAGUAUUAUGACAUACAUGGAUAUGAGUUGUUGUGUUUUGCCAGAGCCAUGUGUCAGUGACUCUUGCUGCUGCAGAAAUUAUUUUGUGCUGGUUAGCAUGAAUUGUGCAAAAAGGUCUGACAGUGGACAGGGCUCUCAAGCAUACAUAAUGCACACUUGGAGAGAAGUUAGAUUUCUCUUUCAUUCUUUCUCUAGUUUGGAAUAUGUGAACGUGGAUGAUCUGCUUGCUGAAAUGUGCUAACAAGUGUUUGUGGCAAAUGUUAGGUUAUAAUGGAAGUGUUAAUUUAAUUAUUUUAAAGGGGAAAAUGGCUGAAUGUCUAGGUAGAAAUUUGCUCGGCAUCAGAUGGAAGAUGUCUGUAGGAAUUUUGGGGGGCAAUUACUCAACACCAGUGUGUCAGGUUCGUCUGCACAGCAAGGUGGAAUGUCUAAAUAUCUGUCCCGUAUUUUAAUAACGCUGAAAAUAAUCUGUUCUUAACUAUGAUCUGUAAUAAUGCCUCCCUGUUUUAAAGGUGUGAAAGAGACACUACAUGUAUGUACAGGCUUCUUAACAGAACCUAAAAUCUGACUGUACUGCAGUCAGUGGAUUAAAUCUAGUUUAUAUUGUGUUCACUGCUCCAAUCAGACCAGGUUCCUUUGGUUCAGCUGUAUUUUACUUCUCACUCCUGCUGAGCUAAUGGAACUGUGUCAUAUUGCUUUUGUUUCUACAAUGAGCUCAUUAUAUCAGAGAUUUACACCCAACUGUGUAUCUGGUACAGAAUUGGUGCUAUAUUGUACUGUUUGAUAAAAAUAUCACACAGGCCAACUGAACUUGAAUUGAACAUUAAUUUCUGAGUAUUGUUCUUUUCCUUGUAAUAAAAGUCACUCAGCCUGAUUGUCCAGCUCUGGGUCUUAAAAGUAGACAACACCACCCCCAAAUACACCUGCACAUCCUAUCCUGGAAACACAAGACUCCACUUUCACUAUUAAUUCAUUGUCAAUAACACAACAUACUGGAUGCUGGUAACAGGAAAAGUACAAAUCUAAGAAAAACUCAUUAAAAAAAAAAAAAAACUAGCAUCUAUGUGCUCUUAGUAAA
Myripristis murdjan (pinecone soldierfish) is the source of this 2559-nucleotide messenger RNA. RefSeq names its product S-phase kinase-associated protein 2, E3 ubiquitin protein ligase (gene skp2). Gene Ontology annotation, biological process: positive regulation of protein ubiquitination. The transcript has 10 exons. The record is from RefSeq and is a predicted model, not a curated record. NCBI's taxonomy places the organism in Eukaryota, Metazoa, Chordata, Actinopteri, Holocentriformes, Holocentridae. Bases 150 to 1409 code for a protein of 419 amino acids. Gene Ontology annotation, molecular function: protein binding.